Molecule: messenger RNA, 7590 nt
Organism: Perca flavescens (yellow perch)
Lineage: Eukaryota; Metazoa; Chordata; Actinopteri; Perciformes; Percidae
Gene: xirp1
Product: xin actin binding repeat containing 1
Exons: 5
Coding region: 440-7342 (2300 amino acids)
Biological process (GO): actin filament organization; actin cytoskeleton organization
Cellular component (GO): stress fiber; focal adhesion
Molecular function (GO): actin filament binding
Source: RefSeq, a predicted model, not a curated record
CGAGUAGCAGCAGCCGCCAGCUCACCCUCCCAAAAUAGCCAAAGUCUUCAACUGGGGAAGUGGGAUCUGAUAAAAAUCAGCUGUCACCGAGGCCACAGGACUAAAAAGAGUUCAGUCACAGUGAACCGAGGAGCUGAGAGGAGCACUGACAGAAGAGACACAUCACAGGGGCCAUAAGAGUCAGUUAUCCAGCACAGUGGAGAUACACAGGGAAGUGACAGAGAACGACGCUGGAUGGUAUUUUAAUGACAAAUAUAGUCCAUCACUGACUAAGGGGGGCACGCCAACAAGACAAAGCAGAGACAGGAUAUCUAUUUCCUCCUCAGUGAGAGACAGAUCAGCUCUCUAUCUGACAAGAGCAGCAGCUAUCGACUCCACAGGAGGCUCAACACAGCCAGAAUUUGCCAGUACUCCUGGAUCAAGAGUGAAAAACAGUAAGAUGGCUGAAGCAGCCAGGAAAAUCACAGUUUCACAAUCAUCUCAUGAUGAAGACGACCUGUCUCUCCCCCCACCUCCUCCUGUACCACCUAGACCCCUCGACUAUGAAGGGCCUUCAGCAUUAAGUAGCCUCCCCCUGCCUCCAUCGAAAGAAACCUUUUCCACGCUGUACCAGCAACGGCAGAAGAGUGAGCUAAAGAGGCUCUUUAAACACAUCCACCCAGACCUAAGGGCAAGUCUCGAUGACGCCGUGGACGAUGAGAUAUUUAAGGCAGUACAGUCAGAAAACUCUCAGGCAGCGGACGCAGCUUAUCAGUGUGAAGUGCAGUCUAUGAGGUGGAUCUUUGAGAAUUGGACUCUGGACAAUAUUGGGGAUCCUCAUGCAACCAAGAAGCUGCUGGAUGAUGAGGAGUUAAAAGGUGGAAACGUCAGAGGCACCUCCUCAAUGUUUGAGCACUUUGACAGCGCCCAACAAAUGUCUGCUAAAAGACAGACUUCUGUCAAAGGGGAUGUGAGAACAUCAACAUGGCUGUUUGAGUCCCAGCCCUUAGAUUCUCUAAAUAAAUCAAAGAGAGAAGAGGGUGAAUUGGUCGAAGCAGUGCUGAAAGAACCCAUCCAGCCAGGAAAUGUGACAGGGGCUCGGCUGCUUUUUGAGUCUAAACCAUUGAGUGACUUGGGACGCUGCAACUCCAUAGAAGGACAUAGCUUCCUCAAACUGAGAUCUGAGCUUCAAGAGCAGAAAGGAGAUGUUCAGAAGACUGUAAAACUAUUUCAGACACAACCUUGCUGUGCUAUCAGUGACAACAGUGGCAAUAUACAUGAGAUUAAAUCCAUCUGCAGGGAGGAGAUCAACAGCAGCAACAUCAGUACUGCCCGUUGGCUUUUUGAAACCCAGCCUUUGGACCUGAAUAAUAAGGGAACUGAUGGUGUGAAAAUAAUUCGGGGUAUAUCUCUGGAAGAGGGGCACAGAGGAGGAGUUGACCAGAAGAGGUGGAUGUUUGAAACUCAGUCAUUUGAAACAAUACAAGAGGUCGUGGGUGUGGACAAGUUUGAAGGAACGGUGGUUGAAUGUGCAGAAGAGGCCGAUGUCGUGAACAAGAGGAAGCUCUUUGAGAUGCAGCCCUUGGCAACACUAAAAGGAGACUCUGCAGAAAAGCCUUUGGAAAAGGAAGACAUUAUUGCAGGAGAUGUCAAGACUUCUCUGUGGCUGUUUGAAACCCAACCCAUGGAGACCCUUAGUGAUAGCUAUGAAGUUGGGCGUUUGAAGAAAGUUACCCUUUCAGCUGACGAACAAGGAGAAGUAAAAGGCAAAAAACAAAUAUUUGAGAGCUGCAGUAUUCAAAAGAACACCUCAUUCAAGGAACAAGCGAUUGAAAAGGGCGAUGUUAAGGGAUUCAAACAUCUUUUUGAAACAAUUCCUCUGAGCAAAAUUGCUCAUUCUGAUGAAGAGAUUAUUGAGGAGGAAAAAUCUAUUGCAGCAGGAAAUGUAAAAGGUAACAAAGCAAUGUUUGAGACAACUCCUUUAUAUGCAAUAAAGGACAGCUCUGGAAACCUCCAUACGGUUACAACUGUCAGCCGAGAAGAAUUCAUCAAGGGGAAGGUCCAAAACUAUAAGUGGAUGUUUGAGACCAAGCCUUUAGACAAACUUGCAGAGGGAAAAGAAAAUGUUGAGGUAAUCAAAGGCAUUACCAGACAGGAGGAUACGAUGGGCGAUGUCAAGAUGGCAAAAUGGCUUUUUGAAACCCAGACAAUAGAUGGGAUACAUUCCAAGUUCAACCAAACAGAGCAAGAUGCUUCUGUUGAAGAGGAGCAUUGUAAAGGUGAUGUCAAGAACUGUAAAUGGUUAUUUGAGACACAACCAAUGGACAUUUUGUAUGACAAAUCAGAAAAAGUAAAUGAUAAAGAAGCCAUUGACAAUACCAAUGUCAAGUCCAUUACUUGGCUUUUUGAAUCGCAGCCUCUAGACAGCAUCAAAGAUGGCGAAGAGUACAAUUUGAAGCUUUGCAACACCAUUCAGGAUUCUGUCAAAUCGGAGGUUGGUGUUCAAACAGUCAGACAUGUUUUUGAAACAGAAACCUUGGAUAGAAUAAGAAAGGAGGCAAAUUCUGAACACGAUGUGAGAUGUGUCAGCCAGGUCAACUUUCAGUCUGGAGAUGUCUCACGAGUCAAAGAACUUUUUGAAUCCCAGUCCCUUGAUGCAAUAGGAUCAGAAAUGGUGCCAUCUGAUGAACAGAACCAAGACAAACACCUCGAAAAAGGUUCCGUACACAAAUUUACUUGGAUGUUUGAAAACUGUCCCAUGAACCAGAUCAAUAAGGACAAUGAGGAUGCAAACAUUCAAAGAGUCAGUGGUGCAGAGAGUGGUGAUGUACACAACAAAAAGUUUAUAUUUGAAACCUCCACACUGGACAAAAUCCACAACCAACCCCUUGAACAAAGGUCAGACUCUGUGGAACAGCCUGUGAGCAAUGUUGACGUCAAGUCGAGCACCAUGAUGUUUGAGUCCCUGCCGCUGUACGCCAUCAGAGACAAAGAGGGCCAGUUUCAUGAAGUUACAACUGUGAAAAAAGAGGAAGUAAUGACUGGCGAUGUAAGAGGAGCAAGGUGGAUGUUUGAGACAAAACCCCUUGACGCCAUCAAGGCAGAGAAUGAAGUUUACGUGAUCCGAGCUGUUACCCAAGAAGAUGUCAAGAAAGGAGAUGUCAAAUCAGCCAGAUGGAAGUUUGAGACACAACCUUUGGACUCCCUUACCAGCCGAGAUGAGACCUCUGUCAGGAUCCUUGAAGACUUGGGAAGCACUAAUGUGCAACUCAAUAAACAGAUAUUUGAAUCUGAUCAAUCAUCCCAGAAGUUCAUGCGAAUGGUUAGUGUCACUGAUGUCCAGCAUGGUGAUGUCAGGACCUCUACCUGGCUCUUUGAGAAUCAAACUAUUGACAGUCUGAAAGGGGAACCUCAGGAACAAGGUCUUGUAAAAACGGUCCAUAGAGAAGACAGCCAGAAAGGAGAUGUGAAACGCUGCACUUGGCUUUUUGAAUCACAGCCCCUGGACAAGAUCAAGGAGCCUGAGGAUACCUCAGUGCAAGGUGCUGAGGAGGAAAUACCUAAAUCUGAUGUGAAGUGCACUACCUGGCUCUUUGAAACCACUCCGCUGGACAAAAUUGCUGCCAACAGUGUAGCUGACACCCUGUCCUAUCUUUACCAUAUGACUUUUGUUCACUCAAGCGGCAUCAUAAUAGAAGCAAAUGAGAAUAGAAAUGUUAACAUGGCAAAAUAUCUGCUUGAAAGCAAUAGUGUGCAAAUCCAGAAUGAAGAGGUUGUUGGGGGAAACAUCAGGAACAUCAUGAUACAACUCUUACUCAAACCAACCCUAAAGCCCCAAGUUAGUCUACUUAGAGAAGUGGAGAAGGGUAACGUGAAUACCACAGUAGUAGAACUUCCAGUCUACCAGACAGCCACAACUGUCAACCUCGAGAGGGAUCAAAGAAUGCAAAACAUUGCCCAGAUGAUCAAUGAAUUGCUUGUCCAAGAUAAUGAUUUGAAAAAAGGAAUCAUAAUGCAAGAGACUGCAGGGGGGCAAGCAGAGAUGUCAGUUUAUUCACUCAUCUGCAAUUCUGAAACCAAAACCGAGAGUCACGUUAUAGAGAAGGGAGACAUAAAGUCUACGAUUGGAAAUCUGUUAGCUACUGCCAAUAGUCAGAGGACUGCAGCGUCAUGUAGAGUGGAUGAAAAUGAAAAGGGAAAUGUGAAUCUCUACAAAAGUUGCAUUGAGAAAGGAGAUCUGCACUAUCUAAAAAGUCUUCAUACUGAGGCAACAGGAGAUGAAGUUGAUCACCGCCUUCUGGCUGAGGAGCACAUUGAAAUAGUUCAGGGCGAUGUGAAGGAAGCAAAGAGAAGUCUCUGUCAGCAAAAAGAGCAGGUAGAGCGAACCAUUUCUGAUGUUUUACCAGGGGAUGUAAAGAACACCAAAAAAGUUUUUUCGUCUGAGUACUCUCUUGGUGUUGAAAACUGCGCUCCAAAGGAAGAAAUAAUCCCUGGGGAUAUCUUAUCAGCAAAGCAACAACUUGCAGUAAAGCAACCUGUCAUGGUGGAAAAAGAGGAAAUAGUGGCAGGGGACAUCAAGGCAACACUACAGUCAUUAGAACGCGCAAAGCAACAGAGCAUGUGUGUGGAGCGGGAGAUCAUUACACCUGGAACUAUCUAUGACAUGAACUUGUCAGGUCCUGAAAUAGAAGGAAGCCAAGCACAAAAAGAGGUCAUUAUAUCCGGAGAUGUGAAAGCGGCUAAAAAGUCCCUUGAAAUGGCUAAGCAGCAAAGCCUGCAAGUGGAGCGUGAAGUCAUUGUCCCUGGAAAAAUAUACAACCUGAAUGUCACAGCACAAGAGGAAAGCUCCUCCACAGUGAUGCAAUCUACAUGUUCGUCUUCCUCCAGAUGCCAGCAAAUCAAGACUUAUCCAAAGGUCAGUGAUGCAGAUAAAGAUAAGGAAAGCCAUGUUUUCUUUGAGGCUUGUCAACAAAGUGCAGUUAUAACAACUGAAGAUGAGACAGAAGAAGUUACCAGAGGAGAUGUGAGGGCAGCUAUUAAGUCUCUGCAGAGUUCAUCAACAGAGCAGAAGCUCCUAGAUAAAGAAGAUAUUGUAAGAGGUAAUGUCCAAUUGGCUUUGCAGUCUCUUGAGAAGUCUAGCGUGAAUGUAUCCAAAGGAGACUAUAAAGCUGCAAUGAUAUACAGGAAUUCAGGGAAGGCUUGUUCAGGGAGGAGCAAGACUGUUCACAAGCAGUGUGUUGUGGUGUCUAUGCCUCCAUCUGACACAAAAUUGUCUCCUUCAAUUUCAGUAACGUGUGAAGGACAACCAUCCAUUACAACACCCAACCCUGUAGCAAAUGGAAACUCUAAAUCAUCCAGCUCUGUGAGUGUAACUCCACCUCCACUUCCCCAAAAGACAAGCGAGAAACCAAAGGAGCAGAAGCCAGCUUUGCCGCCAAAGCCAAAAUGGACGAAAUCAGUAGUUGUAAAAAAACAGAAUAUUUUAGCUGCACCUGAAGUCGCUUGCACCAUUAAAGACAACAUAAAAAGCACAGUGAUUCCCCCCAAACAAAGCCAACCGUUUCCUAGGCCCUCUCCAGGUAAACAACAAGAGACCACAACACAUGACAUAAUCAUUAAAGAGACCUUACAUGAAACAUCCCACCAAAACUGUACUGAAACAUCCCAAGACUCAAAUCAAACAAGUGAACGUCUACCAUCGCACUUAAAGGCUCAGGAAACUAAGGAGAAAAAGAAAACACUUACAGAGAGCAAAUCGAACUGCCCAGUAAUGAUGUUGAACAGCACUGACGUUGAAAUGGAGAGAAAUGUAAUACAGAAAAUCAAUGCAGCUGAGGAGAUACAAAUGUGCAUGCAGAAUUAUGCAGAAGAUGGUAAACAUGAAAUGAGCCUGAGCUUGCAGGCUGCUCUACAGAACUUUGAAAGAAAGGAAAGUGAGGGUUGUCCUUUGUUGUCUAAGAAGGUAAAAGUGAUAAAUGAUAAUGGUAGUGACCAUAAACAAACCAAGAAAACUACUGCUCAACAACACAAAUCACCUCCCAAGGAAGAAGACAACACUAAUGACGCACAGCAAACAUCAAAGACCAAGAGAUGCCAUGUACAGCAAAAUGACCUCAAUGAAAAGCAACCCAAACUCCAGGAUAAAGUUGUUUUAAGAGAGAAGAAAGUAAAGGAGACAGAUGAUGAAAGACGACAGAGGCUUUCUGUCCACAAGGAGGAGAUCAUGAAGGGAAAUGUGAAAGCGGCCAUGGAAAUUUUUGAAAAUUUGAAGAAACGAGAGGAACUUAAAGGAAUCCUUUCUCAAGUGCAAGAGAUAGAGGGAGAGACCAGCAGUGCAGACGUUAGCUCCUUUAAGACGUUAUACGAGACUGUCCCUGCUUGGAUGGGUACACCAAGUGGAAAUGCAAAGCAAAGUAAAACAGAGGAAAAGAAAGUUGAGGUAGAGACACAGGACGAUGAUCUAGAAAGCGUUUCCUCAGUUGAGACUGCAUUUGAAGAUCUGGAAAAGGCAAGCAAGGAAAUAAUGAAUCUGAAGGAACAAACAUUGGCAAAACUUCUUGACAUCGAAGAGGCAAUUAAAAAGGCUCUGUACUCCGUCUCCAAUCUGAAAUCUGAGGCUGACAUUGCAGGGUUGUCAGGACUAUUUGAUGAAUCUUUGAAAUCUGAGCAAAACCUUCAACCCACCAACAACAUCAGGAAAAUAAGUAUUGUGUCCAGCAAGGCCAAGUCAGGUCAAAUCAAAGAGGUGUCUGGUGUGAAUAUGCAAACAGUUUUAGAUUCAAGUCCUUCUAAACAGGAAGUGCGCAGACAAGUCUCCAACAAGCCACUCAUCAGACAGUCCUCUUCCCAGUCUUCCCCGUCAUUCAUCUCCAUUCACUCAGCUGCUAGAAAGCCUGCCGAACAACCAAAGUCACCCAUGUCAACAUUUAAACCAAAAACGGAGGGGAAUUCUCAAAGUUGCCAUGAUGCAAAAAGUGAUUCGGGACAGGAGUCUGCUGCUGCUGAACCCUCAAAGAAUGGUCUCAGUCCUGCACAACGCAAGGUCAGCGUGCUCGAAGUGAAAACUGUUCCAGAGCAACCAGCAGGAAUAGUUGGCACAAAGACUGUUAGUGAAACAUACGAAGAGACCGAUGGCUUUGGCAAUGUAUUUGUUUCUUCUGUGACUUCAACAGUUGUCACCAAACAGUCUGACAGUAAAUCAUCAGCACUGUUUGAAGUUGUCGGGAGUCCAGCCAGAUACGAAGUCAUGACAUCCCCAUUAAUUCGAAGAUCUGGUCGCACUUUUGAAGAUAAAGUGUUGAGCAACACCAACAAGGAAGGGACGGUGUUUGUAACAUUUAGCCAACCAAAUGAAAAGCACUAAACAAGACAAGCAGUGCGUUUCCCCACUUCUUUAAUAUUAGGAAAGCAGUUAUUCCAUUUGUGUAUUUAUAACAUGUUUUUAUGAAAAGGUUUUGUUAGUCGUAAAAUUGAUCUUAUGAAAUCAUGAAAAUGUUGAUUUUAUACUGUAACCACAUAACCACAUGUGUUCUUGUAUUAAAGCUAAGCAUACAGGUGAUACUGUAUGAUUUGUUGUGUAAAUUGUCAAAUAAAUAAAAGAUGUGAUUGUCA